Molecule: messenger RNA, 3329 nt
Organism: Chlorocebus sabaeus (green monkey)
Lineage: Eukaryota; Metazoa; Chordata; Mammalia; Primates; Cercopithecidae
Gene: ZDHHC8
Product: zDHHC palmitoyltransferase 8
Biological process (GO): protein palmitoylation
Cellular component (GO): Golgi apparatus
Molecular function (GO): palmitoyltransferase activity
Source: RefSeq, a predicted model, not a curated record
CCCCCGGCGCCCGGUCCACCUUAAGGGGCGCGCUGACAUCAGCGCGCCGCCGCCGCCGCCGCCGCCCGUGGGGUGGGAUUUCCUCCGCCGCCGCCGCCGCCGCCGCGGGUCCUGCGCCGCGUCCAGCCCGCCCGCCCGACCCCGGCCCGACCCCGGCCGGCCCCGCCCGCCCGGCCCCGGGGAGGGAUGCGGCGGCGCGGCGCCCAGGAUGCCCCGCAGCCCCGGGACGCGCCUCAAACCCGCCAAGUACAUCCCGGUGGCCACGGCCGCCGCGCUGCUGGUCGGCUCCAGCACCCUCUUCUUCGUGUUCACGUGCCCAUGGUUGACACGAGCUGUGUCCCCAGCUGUUCCCGUCUACAAUGGCAUCAUCUUCCUCUUUGUCCUCGCCAACUUCAGCAUGGCCACCUUCAUGGACCCUGGUGUUUUCCCCCGAGCGGAUGAGGAUGAGGACAAGGAGGACGACUUCCGGGCCCCACUGUACAAGAACGUGGAUGUGCGAGGUAUCCAGGUCCGCAUGAAGUGGUGCGCCACGUGCCACUUCUACCGCCCGCCGCGCUGCUCCCACUGCAGCGUCUGUGACAACUGUGUAGAGGACUUUGACCACCACUGCCCCUGGGUCAACAAUUGCAUCGGGCGUCGAAACUAUCGCUACUUCUUCCUGUUCCUGCUGUCACUCAGCGCACACAUGGUGGGCGUCGUGGCCUUCGGCCUGGUCUACGUGCUGAACCACGCUGAGGGGCUGGGAGCCGCACACACCACCAUCACGUAUCCUUGGUUCCUGUGGGCCUCGUUGCAGAGGCGAUGUGGACCGGGGACACGUUCACUGGGGAGAUGGAGCCUCAGAAGGCUUGGUUGCUGCCCAGGGAUCCCCAGCGGGCAGGUGACUGGGAAGUUCCGCGGGGGUGUGAACCCUUUCACCCGAGGCUGCUGUGGGAAUGUGGAGCACGUGCUGUGCAGCCCCCUGGCGCCCCGGUACGUGGUGGAGCCACCCCGGCUGCCGCUCGCGGUGAGUUUGAAGCCGCCUUUCCUUAGACCUGAACUCCUGGACCGAGCUGCACCGCUCAAGGUCAAGCUUAGUGACAACGGGCUGAAGGCUGGCCUGGGCCGUAGCAAGUCCAAGGGCAGCCUGGACCGGCUGGAUGAGAAGCCGCUGGACUUGGGGCCGCCACUGCCCCCCAAGAUAGAGGCUGGCACGUUCAGCAGUGACCUGCAGACCCCGCGCCCAGGCAGUGCUGAGAGUGCCCUGUCGGUGCAGAGGACCAGCCCUCCGACGCCUGCCAUGUACAAGUUUAGGCCGGCCUUCCCCACGGGUCCCAAGGCGCCCUUCUGUGGACCAGGCGAGCAGGUUCCAGGCCCUGAUUCCCUGACCCUGGGGGAUGACAGCAUCCGUAGCCUGGACUUUGUGUCCGAGCCAAGCCUGGACCUCCCUGACUACGGACCCGGGGGCCUGCACGCAGCCUACCCGCCAUCCCCCCCGCUCAGCGCCUCUGAUGCCUUCUCGGGCGCUUUGCGUUCCCUGAGCCUCAAGGCCUCGAGCCGGCGGGGCGGGGACCACGUGGCCCUGCAGCCCCUCCGCUCCGAGGGUGGGCCUCCCACGCCCCACCGUAGCAUCUUUGCCCCCCAUGCACUGCCCAACCGCAACGGCAGCCUGUCCUACGACAGCCUGCUCAACCCUGGCUCACCUGGUGGCCACGCCUGCCCCGCCCAUCCAGCAGUUGGCGUGGCUGGAUACCACUCACCCUACCUGCACCCUGGGGCGACGGGCGACCCGCCACGGCCCCUGCCCCGCAGCUUCAGCCCCGUGCUGGGCCCCAGGCCCCGGGAGCCCUCGCCUGUGCGCUACGACAACCUGUCCAGGACCAUCAUGGCAUCCAUCCAGGAGCGCAAGGACAGGGAGGAGCGUGAGCGCCUGCUGCGCUCCCAGGCCGACUCUCUCUUCGGCGACUCAGGCGUCUAUGACGCGCCCAGCUCCUACAGUCUGCAGCAGGCCAGUGUGCUGUCCGAGGGCCCCCGAGGUUCCACGCUGCGCUAUGGCUCCAGAGACGACCUUGUGGCCGGGCCCGGCUUUGGCGGCGCCCGCAACCCUGCCCUGCAGACAUCACUGUCCUCGCUGUCCAGCUCCGUGAGCCGUGCACCGCGGACGUCGUCCUCUUCCCUGCAGGCUGAUCAGGCCAGCAGCAACGCCCCGGGGCCCCGGCCCAGCAGUGGCUCACACAGGUCGCCUGCACGCCAGGGCCUGCCCUCCCCGCCCGGCACUCCCCACUCACCGUCCUACGCAGGCCCCAAAGCUGUCGCCUUCAUCCACACGGACCUCCCAGAGCCACCGCCCUCGCUGGCCGUGCAGAGGGGGCGGAUUGGCACCUGCACCCGUGGAUGGGGGCGGCGUGGCCAGCCUUGGGUGCCUCCUGGGCUGCACCUGUGCCACCUUGGCCGCCCGGAGGACCGCCCACCACUGCGGGCCCCCUGGAGCCCGGCCGCCGGGGCAGCCCCACGCGGGGCUAUGUGCCGCCUGCACUUGGCUGCCUCCAGUCUUUUCCCCAGCCUCUCCGGGCCCUAGCAGGAUGACAAGUAGGCAGCUCUGGGGCCCGGGACAGCCCAGCUGGGGACCCAGGAGGUCAGACUACCAUGGACCCUCGGGCAGGGCUGGGGGUGGGCUGGGCUCUCUGCUCCACCAGCCACAGCUUGACAGACUCCCAGCCUGCCAGGGCCCGAGACCCUGUGUCCACAUGACCUCAGGAAGUCCCUCACCUGCUGCAGGGGGUCCAGCACCCCACAGGGGGCAGCCCCAGAGCUGUGGGGACCAGCACGACCUUUGCCCAGCCUCCCUGUCCAACCAAGCACUUUAGACUAAGCCACUUCCUCCUCGGGGAGCCCAGGCCUCCGUGGGUUGGGCUGGGUUGGGGGGGUCUCAGGUUGCCCCCGAAGGUCUCUGCACUCCUCCUGCCCUUCCCCUGACACAUGAACAGAUGCCUUAACUUCGUGGAGCUGCCAGCCUGGUGAGCCACUGGCCCCUGCCUGCCACCAAGGUCCUGUAGUCAUGGCCAGCUCUGCCUGGGCCCCACUGGGGCUGCCUGCACCCAGAGACGAUGCUGGUGGGAGCUCAGAGGGCCCGAGGCCCAUGUCCUGUGUCCUCCAGCAGUGGUAUGGACUACAGCAGGGUGGCACUCCGGCCAGCCCUUCUCCGGCACAGGGUCCCCGUCCCUGGGUGCACCCUGGGCUGCGGCUCUAUUUCUCCCAUUUGGGGACGAGAAAGCCGCAAAACUCUUCUCUGUUGUUCUUAAGGGCACCCCUGCUAAUUAAUUCCCCAAAUAAAAUUUUUGGUGUUGAUC